Molecule: messenger RNA, 943 nt
Organism: Hemiscyllium ocellatum (epaulette shark)
Lineage: Eukaryota; Metazoa; Chordata; Chondrichthyes; Orectolobiformes; Hemiscylliidae
Product: gastrula zinc finger protein XlCGF67.1-like
Exons: 1
Coding region: 321-851 (176 amino acids)
Biological process (GO): regulation of transcription by RNA polymerase II
Molecular function (GO): RNA polymerase II cis-regulatory region sequence-specific DNA binding; DNA-binding transcription factor activity, RNA polymerase II-specific
Source: RefSeq, a predicted model, not a curated record
UCAGUGGGACUGGACAAGAGACCCCACUGUUGGAGCGCAUUGUGUGUGGAGCCUCAAACAGCUAUACAGCCUGGGAAGGGGAUUUCACGGCAGGGAGGGGCUCUACAAGUGUUUGUGUGCAGCUGAAGCUGUGGCCAUGGAGAAAUCUGAGGAAUCCCGCCCUAUGGAAGAUCCGUGGAAGUGUGGGGACUGUGGGAAAGGCUUCCGUGUCCCAUCUGCCCUGGAGACUCAUUGGCGCAGUCACACUGGGGAGAGGCCAUUCCCCUGCACUGACUGCCUUCAGACAUUCCUCCCACGUGCUGGCCCACCUGCGGGGCCACAUGGGAGAAAACUCCAUCAGCUGUCCCGAGUGCGGGAAGGCCUUCCUGUUUUUCUCUGCCCUGUUGGCCCAUCGGCGGAUCCACACAGGAGAGAGGCCGUUCAGCUGCCCUGAGUGUGGGAAGGCCUUCAGGUAUUCAUUCAACUUGUGGACCCACCGGCGCGUCCACACGGGGGAGAGGCCCUUCAGCUGCCCUGAGUGUGGGAAGGCCUUUACCCACGACUCUGCCUUGUGGAGCCAUCGGCAUGUCCACACCGGGGAGAGGCCCUUCAGCUGCCCCGAAUGCGGGAAGGCCUUUACCCACAUCUCCUCCCUGAUGAGGCAUCAGCGGGUCCACACGGGGGAGAGGCCCUUUACCUGCUCUGUGUGGGAAGGCCUUCAGCAGUUCCUCCACCCUGCUGACCCACCAGCGGAUCCACACCGGGGAGAGGCCCUUCACCUGCCCCGAAUGUGGGAAGGGCUUCACCCACUCCUCCCACCUGCAGAGCCACCAGCGAGUUCAUGUGCCAUCGCAGGGGGAUUGAAGGAGUGACGGCCGAAUCCCAUUAUCGACAGGGGAGGUGUGGUGUGUGCACUUUGACCCUGAGCUGUUCAAAAAGCAACUACUUUUUUUCUGCCUUUUUG